GCUUCACAACUCUCUCUCCACCAAAAGCAUUCAUGGAGAUUUCACAAACCGAAGCACACCAAAUAACCGAAACCAUUGACAAGUCCGCCUCGCAGAACACGCCAGGCCCUCCUAACGAGGCUCUGUUCCUCGCCAUGGCUUACCUUCCAGUGCUGGAGCUUUUAGCCAUGAGCGAGGUUUGCUCGUCGCUGAGAGAUUCGGUGAAAAACGACAUUCUUCCGUGGCUGAACAUCGUCGUCGAAAGGCCUCUCAACAAGCGAUUGUGUGAUGGGAAUUUGAUGCAAAUCGCUGCCAUGGCCAAAGGGAAGCUCAGAACUCUGGCUCUGUUUAACUGCUCCCACAUUACUGAUGAUGGGCUUCAAUGGGUUGUACAGCAAAACCCUUGCAUUAACAAGCUAUUAAUACCAGGAUGCACAGGCUUGACGCCAGAGGGAGUAAUAAGAGCUGUGAAGACAUUAUCCCAACAAGGCCACACCUUGAAAAGCCUAUGGAUUAAUGGCGUCUACAACGUACAAAAACACCACCUUGAAACACUUCACUCUUAUCUUCAAAUUCCCGCUUCAGAACAUAGACCAAUGUCUUUCCCAUCUCAUGGAAACACAAACUUCUUAAGACUCAGACACCACAUAGACCUGCCGCCGAUAGACGUACAAAUCUGCCCAAGAUGCGAUGAACCGAGAAUGGUCUUUGACUGCCCAAGAAAGAGCUGUCAGUUUAAGAAAGAGGGGUCCACUGGGAUGGAAUGUAGAGGCUGCAGCCUUUGCAUUCCAAGGUGCGCAGAAUGUGGUGGGUGUUUUGAUGCUUUUGGAGAGAUUGAAGAAGCUGUUUGUGGAGAUGAUUUGUGCUCUAAUUGUUGGCUUCAUCUUCCCAAGUGUAGUUUCUGUAACAAGCCGUAUUGUAAGCGGCACGCCGAGGAGAACUCUCGUUUUACUUCAGGAUCAACUGGAUUUGUCUGUGAUGCUUGUCGUGCUAAGUUUGUUGAAAGUUUGUACUACAGUGAUGAUGAAUGAUGGUUUAUGGGAAAACCAGUGUAUAAGAAACUUCUAUUUUCAUGUGGAUCCUCUGCAGAAACAUUUUAAGGUGCAGUACAGUAAUAUGGCAUAGUUGCAAGUUAGUGUUUUGAAACAAGAGUCAUUCAUGUUGGUAAUCAUAGUAAUCAUACUUCUGAACUGCUAGACUU
Messenger RNA from Morus notabilis, 1180 nucleotides. RefSeq names its product F-box protein SKIP28. NCBI's taxonomy places the organism in Eukaryota, Viridiplantae, Streptophyta, Magnoliopsida, Rosales, Moraceae. Gene Ontology annotation, cellular component: cytoplasm. The transcript has 2 exons. Gene Ontology annotation, molecular function: protein binding. The record is from RefSeq and is a predicted model, not a curated record. Bases 33 to 1010 code for a protein of 325 amino acids.